GCCUCUUGAGUGUUUGGAAGUGGAGUCGACGCCAUUUUGUAUUCGCCGUUUUCAAGGUGAUAGAGAGACUGCGGAACUGCGAGUGGCUUAUUUCCCUACUAGAGUUACAAACAAAACACCGUUGACUUUUACUCAUUUUUAAUAGUAAGCUCCUGUUUUUGAAGCCACUUUUUUGAACAGCGGCAAAAUCCAGACUCUGACAGGCAGACAGAUCUCCACUGAACCACAUACAGGCAAUGGAUUGGUCGCCCAUCUCCAGCUUGAUGGCCUGCAGCAACAUCACCAACAAGAAUGACCCGCGCUCCCUCAACUCCCGCGUCUUCAUUGGGAACCUGAACACGCUGCUGGUCACCAAGGCUGAUGUUGAAACCAUCUUUGCCAAGUAUGGCAAAAUUGUGGGCUGCUCGGUGCACAAGGGCUACGCCUUUGUGCAGUACUCCAAUGAGAGGACUGCCCGUGCUGCCGUGGCUGGAGAGGAUGGCCGCGUGCUCGUGGGGCAGGUCCUAGACAUUAACCUAGCUGGUGAGCCAAAGCCUCAUAGAUCAAAGACAGGAAAGCGUGCAGCUGGAGACAUGUACAGUUCAUCGUUUGACCUGGACCUGGACUUUCCAAGGGAUUAUUAUGACAGGAUGUAUUCUUACCAGUCCAGGGUCCCCCCACCACCUCCACCUCCUCCUUCAAUGUCCCGCCCUGUCAUCCCCUCCAAGCGUCCCAGGGUCAGUCUGAGUGGAGCUGUGAGCAGGAGAACCAAGGGCAGCUCCUCUUCCUCUAAAAGCGGCCAGAAGACGUCACGUCCCAUGAGGGUGGACGAUCUUUACUCUGUCAAGAGAGAGCUCACACAGAUCAAACAGAAAGUGGACAGCCUGCUGGAAAGUCUAGAGUACAUGGAAAAAGUGAUGAGCAAAAAUUCUGACCUAAAGGUCGAGCCUGGCGAGGUGUCUCCUCAGCACUCAUCCUGCUCCAGCAAGAAGGACUACGGCCUGAAACAAAGAGGAGAGAUUAAUGACUCUGAGGAGGAGGAAGGAGAUCUACUGCUGGAGGAUGAGUAUGAGGAGGAGGAGAUGAAAAACACAGAAGUGGAGUUGAAGGAGGAAUGUGAGCAGGAGGAAGGCGAGGACGACGGUGACAGCAUCAAUGGAGAGCAGUCCUAAAAUCACCACAUGCACUCAAGCACGUGCACAGCUCUUCUCUUGUCUAUACUCACAAUUUCUUCCCUCUUCAUGUGCUUGUUUCUGCUGACCUGACGACCAGACGUUUGUUUACAGGACUGUAGUUAGAAAUGUUUGUCUACAAUCACACAAAUUCUUCAGAAUUUGAUUUUAUUUGUUUGCUUUGUCCUUUGGAUUCUUUAUUUUAAGGGAAUAUUUUGACACUGGAUGAAUUUGUUGCAUUUUAGUUAAGUGUGAAAAGUAAAAUACUCUGUUUAAACAAUAAAGACAUUAAAACCGUUGC
This is a messenger RNA of Cynoglossus semilaevis (tongue sole), 1452 nucleotides long. RefSeq names its product heterogeneous nuclear ribonucleoprotein C (gene hnrnpcb). Gene Ontology annotation, cellular component: nucleus. The transcript is spliced from 10 exons. Lineage: Eukaryota; Metazoa; Chordata; Actinopteri; Pleuronectiformes; Cynoglossidae. The record is from RefSeq and is a predicted model, not a curated record. Gene Ontology annotation, molecular function: RNA binding. The coding region runs from base 237 to 1151 and encodes 304 amino acids.